This is a messenger RNA of Lynx canadensis (Canada lynx), 1620 nucleotides long. RefSeq names its product otoconin 90 (gene OC90). Bases 85 to 1620 code for a protein of 511 amino acids. Gene Ontology annotation, molecular function: phospholipid binding; calcium ion binding. NCBI's taxonomy places the organism in Eukaryota, Metazoa, Chordata, Mammalia, Carnivora, Felidae. The record is from RefSeq and is a predicted model, not a curated record. The transcript has 14 exons. Gene Ontology annotation, biological process: phospholipid metabolic process; lipid catabolic process; arachidonate secretion. Gene Ontology annotation, cellular component: extracellular matrix.
UCGUGGGCAUUCUUACUUCCUGGGAUUUCCGAAAGCGUACUCAUCAUCUUCCACCGACUUCUCUCCCAGGAGGCUGUUCCCUGGAUGCCUCAGCCCCUCCUUUGCCCUCACACUAUGAUCGUGCUUCUCCUGAGUAUGCUGAUGGCCCCUCACGGCGGGGGCCAUCCUCUGGACACCCCACACCUUCCACGGGAGCUGCCUCCAGGACUCUCAAAAACUAUCAAUCUCACAGCCUUCCAAGGGGCGUUUAAAAACGUGGAAAGUGUGGCCGACAUUUUUGACUGCCUGGGCUCCCACUUCACCUGGCUGCAGGCCGUCCUCACCAACUUCCCCGCGCUCCUCCAGUUCGUGAAUGGCAUGAAGUGUGUGGCCGGUCUCUGCCCCCGGGAUUUAGAGGACUACGGCUGUGCCUGCAGGUUCGAGAUGGAGGGACCGCCCGUGGACGCGUCUGACAGCUGCUGCUUCCAGCAUCGCAGGUGCUACGAGGAAGCCGCCGAGAUGGACUGUCUCCAGGACCCUGCCAAGCUCAGCACAGAUGUCAACUGCGUCAGCAAGAUGAUCACGUGUGAGUCCGAGGACCCUUGCGAGCACCUGCUGUGUACCUGCGACAAGGUUGCCAUAGAGUGCUUGGCUCAGUCCGGCAUCAACUCUUCCCUGAACCUUCUGGACACUUCCUUCUGUCUGGCUCAGCCUCCAGAGACACCCAGCACGAGAGAGCAGACCACGCUUCCGCCCAGAGUGGUUCCUGUGGACCCCGCAGACACCAGUGCGAUGGCCGUUUCGGGAGAAGUGGCUCCUGAGACCAGAGCCGACCCGCUGACCACGCCCUCCAGGACAAGCACGGGCCAAGGCCAGCAAGGCGCGGAAGCCGCUCGGACCAUACCCGCUCCGGGAUCCGCAGAGACGGCUGCCUCGGCACCCGGUGUAACCAUCGUCCCCGCUGGCUUGAAGUCUCCGGGCUUUGCUGCGUCCUCCAUCAAAAGUGGCCCAGGGGAGACAACUGGAAAAGCCUGUGACAGGGUCACCUUCCUGCACCUGGGAAGCAGGAACAUCACGCGGGCGAUGCCUCAGCUGGGAGAGAUGCUCUUUUGUCUGACGUCCCGAUGCCCGGAGGAAUUUGAAGCUUACGGCUGCUACUGUGGGCAAGAAGGACAAGGCGAGCCGAGGGAUGCCCUGGACAGGUGCUGUUUUUCCCACCACUGCUGCUUGGAGCAGUUGAGAAGGCUGGGCUGCCUGCUCGAGAGGCUUCCUCGGUCACCGGCGGAGUGCGUGGACGGUACAGCCAAGUGUGUGGGGCAGAGCCUGUGCGCGAAGCUGCUUUGUGCCUGUGACCGGACGGCGGCCGAGUGCAUGGCCUCUGCCUUCUUUAACCAAAGCCUCAAGUCCUCGGGCAAACGAGAGUGCCAGGGCCACAGGCCGUCCUGUGAGGACAGCUCGCACGGAGGGCCUGCGGCCUCCUCCCUCAGCUCCAGCUCUGAGGAGAACAGCGAGGAAGCCACGCCCCAAGUGGAGGGCCUGAGAAGCAGAAGGUCUCUGGGGAAGCCGCUGGGUGGUGUGGGGACCAGGCACCAACAUGGCCCCAGACAGAUCCCCAGAGGAAGUGACGAGCACACCCUGUAG